Molecule: messenger RNA, 818 nt
Organism: Aspergillus heteromorphus CBS 117.55
Lineage: Eukaryota; Fungi; Ascomycota; Eurotiomycetes; Eurotiales; Aspergillaceae
Exons: 1
Coding region: 145-546 (133 amino acids)
Source: RefSeq, a predicted model, not a curated record
ACCGCCCCUGUCUCCUCAAUUGCUCAAGUGAUUACCGUCGCACACGAAAUAUGUUUAGUCGCCGCCAAUCGAUCCCCUCGAAAUAAUCCCCGACUUCCCGCUGGAUAUCAAUGGGCCGGAACAAUCCGCACGCGCUGAGAAAAGAUGCUCUACAACGCUCUCAUCCGGACGCAUCACAUCACCUCCCGCAAAAAGGUAUCGGCCCUCAAACGCGCGGCCGAUGCCCACAGCUGCGUCGUGCUCCUCCGGUCUGGCGGCUGUCCCGGCAUAAUGUACGUCGAAGCGAGUGAGAAGCAUUCUGUUGAAUCGUGGGUGAAUGUGGUGCGAAAUCUGCGCUACAAGGAUUUUCAACUAGCCACCCGCCCUGGGCCUUUGCAGGACGAGAACCAAACAGAAAGCGGGAAGCAAAGGGAGACUUCACAAUCCAUGGCCAAAAAAUCACAGGCUGGAGUGUCUGAGGUUGACACUGUCAAGGAAUUUGGGAGCUUGAUGGAACAACGUGGUGUUUGGAAAUGGUGGAGAAAGGGCAUGGGAUACGUGAGCUGAUAUGACUAUCGGCUGCAUUUGCCAUCUCCAUGGGGAUGACCCCCUAAUCACGGCAGUACAACUCCAGAUCUGCGCUUGCCCAUCCAUCCACAGAGGCAUUCGCAAGCUACCAGGUCCAGGCUUAGGUAUACCCCGGAACUUGACCAAUAUCCGAUUGAGGCUGCAUACAGUCAGUGAUCAUGCUAGACUGGGACUCUAUCCAGUUAUGUCUAGUCAGAUCUUCGAUCCUCAUUUCCGUGCUUCUUGAUCGACUCAAUAUUUGGCCUACUGAA